CGGUCGAAUAACAGACACUGUUUUAUAGUUGUCUCCUGUCUGCUCUGCCUGUCGAUGACCCACUCACAAAAGGCUGGCAGACAGUCUCCUCGCCUUUGUUUAAUCUAUCGUUAUGUUGUAAAGGAAAAGAACCGGCAACACCAACACAGGGCGCUUCUUCGUUGCUUGGCUGAUUAAUAACACACCACUGUUUAAUUAUCCCAGCAUUGUAGUUGGCAGCAGGGGUAUUUAUGUAACUUUAAUUCAUCUCGUGAGAAAAUAAUCUUCAUACAUUAUUUCUACGUCUGUCGAAUAGAUUUUACUAAUUGAUACUAUUUACGAAGUUCUCAGCUUUUGUUGUCACAUAUUUGUACAUCGAUGUAGUGUUUGAGCACGAACACGAGACGAAACAGUCACCAGUAAACGGUUCUCGCCGAAGGAUUUAUAAGGAUAUAUAUAUAUAUAUAUACACUCGUUCAUUUUCUGCGCGGUGGAGCUGUUAGGAAUCAUUCAGUGAACACAAAAAACGGCGAUACCAUGGAUGACGACUUUGAAUACCAUCUGAAGCUGCCAUCGUCACCGUACAGCGAUGCGAGUAAACACAGCAAAGCGGACCUGAAUACCACAUCGACAGACUGCAUUAAGGAACCAGUCGUCAUCCUUCUUGGUUGGAUGGGUUGUAACUACAAGCAUCUCUCGAAAUACAGUGAAUUUUACGAGGCGAAAGGGUGUGUCACCAUUUCCUACAUUGCUGCCACCUCAACUAUUUUGUUCAGUCGAGCAAAAGCUAAAGAACAUGCCCAGAAAAUCCUUCAACUUCUUAUAGAUUUCAGUUAUGAAGAUAACCCUAUUUUUUUCCACCUCUUCAGUAACGGAGGUUCCAUCAUUUAUCAUCAUAUUUCUUCACUCUUAGGCAAUGCUUCAGAGUUUAAACAUCUUAAAGUUUGUGGAUCUGUUUUUGACAGUGCUCCAGGAAAACCUCGGCCAAUCAAUGCUAUAAAAUCCAUACUGAUUGUUUUCCAACAUUGGAAUAUUAUCUUUCGGCUGUUUGCUGCUCUCUUUUUGUUCAUCUAUCUACAUUUCACUGUCAUUAAACACAAGAUUUUAAAUUAUUUUAUGGGACCAGACCACGGUGAUGUCUAUUCAUUCCUGAAAAAUGACUCCGGAUAUUUGAUGCCUCAGCUCUAUCUAUAUUCCUCUGUUGAUAAAAUAAUAAUGUCUGAUGACAUUGAACAAAUGAUAAAGUUUCGUGAAGAGAGUCUUGGGGUUAAAAUCUUUAAACAUAAAUGGACAGAUUCUUCACAUGUCAAACACUUUGUCUCUCAUAGAGAAACCUAUAUUAACACUUGUUACAGCUUCUUGGAUACAUGUCUGAAAGAAUUUAUUCAAAAGUCUGAAAGUUCAAAGUUUUAAACCAAGAAUCUGUGUGCUAUGACAAUGAGAUGAGAUAUAUAUGUAUGUGUAUAUAUAAUGUAAUACUCUGCUUCUCACAACAUUCAUGUGUUCGAGUGUUAUGUAUGAAAUGGCCUUAACCAUGGAACAAAAUCGAAGACCUAGUUGAAAUUUUUAACAAAAUGAAACUAUCUUUUGAUGAGCAAUCAAUUUAGGCAUCAAAUAAAUAUUUUUUUAAAUGUAUAAAAUGUGAAAUUUUCACAGAUCCUGCUAAUUAUUAUAUGGCUGAUUAACUCAUUUGUCAGCGCUCACAAAGAUGUUGUGCAAGUUUCUUUAAUUCCCCAAAGGCACAUAAUUAGCAAGAUCAUAUUUGUAUGAAGGCUUAUAUGGUGAAUUUUUAAAAUUUUAAUUUUAUAUGCUUAAGCUUUGUUAAAUAAUGGCUUUCAAAUUUUGGGAUUUAUUUAUUUCAACAGUUAAGCUUGGUGAAACCUAGGUUUGGAAUAUUGAUUAGUUCAACUCAUUAGCAUUUAAACCAGCCAUAUCCGACCCAAAUAUUCUACCUGUUUUUUUGUUCAAACCAGAAAGAUAUGACCUUGCACACCUACCCUACAAUAUCAUUCUAAAAGUAAACAAUCAUUGAAAUCUUGAAGUUUCAAGAUGUACUUGCUUAAUUCAGAACAAUAAACAAACAUAUUUGACAGAGUAAUCUGAAUGCUAAGGUUAUCAUGUGGUUUGUGACAAUUAACAAUGAUAAUAGGUGGGGAAAAAAGUUCCUUCAAAUUCAUUAAUGUUUCUAGUCUUUAUCUUCUAACCUUAAAGAAAAACUUUAAAAAAAAAUCAUGUGAGUUAUGAAUGUAUACAUUUGUAAGUCUGUAUUUGAAAUGUUGAUUACUUGGUUUGAAUAGAUUAUAAUCUCCUCGGAGUGCAUAACAAUAUUUUCUGGAACAUCAGCUAAUUCUUGACAUAGCAGACUCUUAAAUAUUGGAAUGGGGAUUUCAUUUGAAUGUAGUACAGGUCAUAUUGUAGUGUCAAAAUCAGGUCCUGAUAAAGCAAAACCGAGUAAAAAUUUGUGCUCAGCACACCCAAAUUAUCUCGAACUGUCAAAUCUAAUUCAGUAGAUAAAAAAUUGAAAUUUGUUCCCCAGUGUUAUCUUUUAGUAAGCCAAUCUCUCGUUGCUGUGCCAUCUAAUGUGAUUUGACCUUUUACCUGUCCUGUGAAUUACAUCAGAUACACAGGACAUAUUUUCCUGGUGUCUAAGCAUCAUAGAGUAACUUGUGUCUUAUGAAAGGAAAGCUUUAUAGUCAGAACGUAUGAAAUAAGGGCUAACUAAAAGUCUGAAAACAAGCAUAGAGGUUUAGGACAAACUUAUGAAAAUGCUUUGAAUGAGCAAAGUGUUAAGUGACUAUUAUCAUAACCUAGUGAUUCAGUGACGUUCAUUUGUCUACAUUCUUAAUUCAUAUCUCAGUAAAAUCCUGUUAUCUUUCAAUUUUCUUGGGGUCAAAACCAAAAUAUGUGGUCUAGUGUCACAACUGGUUACUGUCUUUUUAUAUUAUUAUGUGGCAACCUAUGAUCAAAGGUGACCCAGUUGUGAUCAUCCUUUUCUUUUAAGAGUAUGUCUGAGAUUACAUUAUCCAAUAUGUCUUAUUUAAGAUAGUAGUGUGAUUUGAAGGAGACUUAACUACUAUUUCUAGGAAAAUGCGUGUUCACAUACAGGAUGCAUUGUUUUCCCUGUAUCAGGCAUACACAACCUUUGAGGUGGGGCCACAUGUGGCAUGGCUCAUCAUCAAACAGGACAAUUAUUAAAAAAAUUGGAGGCAGUUUUUCAUUAGGCAUGCCAUUCAAAUGGUGAACUGACUCAUUUUAAGUCAUUUUAACUGAAACUUGUCUCAAAGAUUCUAGGUCCUUGCAAGCAGACCAGUUAUAUAUAUAUAUAUACUGGAGAAUAUAUUUGAAGUGUAUGCAGUGAUAAUGUCACUGCCAUAAAGUAUUUUUGUAAUAAUUUCAAAAUAAUAAAGAUGGGAAAUGUCUUUUAAAUUUUGGGAGUCUUAAUGAUUAUGUUUUUGCAGUUUUAAAUGUUACUAAUCCCUUCCGUCCAUGACCAACUGCUUGAAAUGGUGUAAUUCCACCAAUGCUCUGAACUUUGUGUGUGUACAGAUAUUCUCUAUACCCCCACCCCACCCCAAUCUCUCUUAUUGUCCGACAGAAUUUGUUGAGGCAGAUUUUCUUUGGUCAAUGCCCUUCCUGUUGCUGAUCCUUACCUGGUUCCAAACAAUACUUUCCCAAAGCUUGACAGUUCUUUACUCUCUGAGUUGAAUCCUCACUGAGGCCUACUUUUUCUUUCUCCCUUCCAUAGUCAGUAAAAUAUCAUACUAAAUUAGAUAUUUUCUUUUCCCAAAUUUGUGAUUACUUAAGAAAAUCAGUAUACACUUUGCAUUGUGGGGAUAUUCCCUUCAUCAGCUGCCAACUGAAGAUCACAAUGAUUUCAGUACUUUCCAACAAUUUUGCUCCUUCUAGUCAUGAUACCAAGUAGCAUUGAUGCUAACAGGGAAUAUUUAGAUUAUUUGAGCCUACACUGACAUGCUUUUCUUUUUCUUUGUUAUUCAUUCCCUCACCGUAUCAAUCCAACUGCAAUUGUAACCACUCCAUGCAGUAACUUUUGUUUUUAUUACUUGCUGAAGAGUUUUUCUUUAUUAUAUAAUAAUAUAAAAUGAAUAUAAACGUGUUUGGUUACAAUGAUUAUAAGUAUGCAAGUUCUAUAAAAAUGUUUACACAUGCAUGCACACACAAACCCAACAAAUAAGCUGCUUCACAGUUUAGUUUUCCUCAUCUUAAAGCUGACAACUGAUUUUACAAUGUAUUAGAUGUAUUAGAUUCUGAUCUAUGCGUUUAGUCAUUGCUUUAAAGUGGGAGGAAAAAAGGGAUCAAAGAUACAUCCCAAACCAUAGGCUAAUAAGCCCAGUUUCCUGGAUUCUGUGGCAUAUAUAUUCCCUUCCCCUUGGAUAGGAUGCCAGUCCAUCACAGAAUUAUUCACCUUUGUCAGCUAAGUGGUACGUGAAAUGAAGUGUUUUGCUCAAGAGCACUACACAUCACCCAGUCCAGGAACCGAAACCACAUUUUACGAUCGUGAAUGCCACACCCUGACUACUAACCCACACACCUUCGCAUAAAAUAUAGUGGAACUGAUAAAAAAUAUGCAUAUCAAUACUGGUUAUGAUAUACAGAGCAACUGUUGGAGAAAUAACCUAAGUUUAUUCUGUUGAUGAUCCAUUGUGAUUCUGCAUUUAAUUGCACUUGGGACAUCUAAUGCAAAGGUUGUAAAUAACUCCAAUGGUGAAAUGUAUGAAAGGAACAUAUUAUAUUCAUUUGUGUUUACCAUAAUUUCUCCUAAAUUUUCCCUGUAUAUCAUAACCAAUAACACUUAGUAAAUGCAGUAGUAACCACACUACUAUGCUGAGAGCAAAUUGGAUUAUAAUAGUCCAUAUGUAACUCUAAACUUACCAGUAGCAAUCAUAAAUCUAAUGGUAUGCACAAGAUAUACUAUAUCUCUACUUAAACUAAAUGUACUGAACAAGUGGUUCCAAUAUGUAUUUCCAACUCUUUAAAUGUUUCCACAAAGGGAAAUGAAAAUUUUAGUUGAAUUUAACCAGUAUGUUUAUUAAGAAACAUCCUAGAAUAGUGUAAAAAUCAGUCGAAAAGGGGAUCGUUUAAAAACCAUGGUAUACUGAUUUUUCUGGCCUAAAGUUAGCUAUUAUUUCACACUGCUACCAAACCACUUUUUAGCUCUUUCUUUUAUUUGCUUCUUCAAUAUAUUAGAUUUUUUUUUUCCAAAUGUAGUUAAAUUGACUUUUGUUUUGUUUUUCCUUGCAACAUUGUUUUGAUGUUUUCUUUCAAAAAUAAACCCUUUUACUAUAAACAUUGAUUUUAUUAAAUAACUAUUCUUACUUUUGAAGACGUAUUUGUUUGCACUGUGAAGCAGGUUGCAACUUGUUAGGUAUGAAUCAAAGUUUAAAACAAAAAUUUAUAUACAAGCUUGUGUUGAAACAAAUUAACAUAAAGUUUUGAUGGAAGGUUUUAAAUUAGUUCACAUUUAAGUACAAAAUGUCUAUUGUAGGACGAGGAGCAGUUUCAGGCAGGUUGGUAUCAAAGGGGUUAAAAUGUUGACUUCUUUAUAGAAGAGUGGUCUUUUUGAUAAUUUGAUCAAAGUUAUCAAAUAUGCUAAAUAUUUAUAUAAAAUAUAAAGAAUAUUCAUGCUGACAUUAAUUAAAUAAUUGGUCUCUUGUGUUAUUUAAUAAUAAAGUUUCUUCAAAUUGAAGUGCUAUAGACAUGGCUGUGUUCAACUGAAUGUUUUGCUCAGAAUGUAUAUGAAAAUAUUAAACUGUUAACUGAAAUAAAAUGGUAAUCCAAUCCAGA
Octopus sinensis (East Asian common octopus) is the source of this 5781-nucleotide messenger RNA. Its product is annotated as transmembrane protein 53-like. The record is from RefSeq and is a predicted model, not a curated record. The coding region runs from base 517 to 1392 and encodes 291 amino acids. NCBI's taxonomy places the organism in Eukaryota, Metazoa, Mollusca, Cephalopoda, Octopoda, Octopodidae. The transcript has 3 exons.